AAAAAAACCUAUACUUUGCGAUUGCGAUUGCGAUUGAAUAACAAACACCGCCUCUCUCUUCUUCCCUGAAAAUACAGCAGCCACUUUCUCUGCCCUGUAUACAAACACAAACCCCGAUCCAUCCAAUACAAACACACACUCUGUCUCAGCUGAGCAGAGCAGAGCAGAGCACAGACUGGCAAAGCUCUCAACUUUGGUAAUUCUGAACCGUGAAGAAAGAAGAAACCCUAGAAAUCUCACAAGGAAUUUUUUGCAAAUUUGGAGGAGGUGUAGACUAAUAGAAGAGGAUGAUGAAAGGAGGAAGGAAGAAUCUGAAGAAGAGAGCAGUAGAAUCUAGUGAAGACAAGUUGAGUAUCCAGGAUGGGCAGAGCAUUAUGCAAGUCGUGUCUCUUCGAGGCUCUAAUCUCAUCGAGGUAAUGGAUGCGCAAGGCGAGAAAUCACUGGCAUUGUUUCCAGCUAAGUUUCAAAAGAGCAUGUGGAUAAAACGAGGUAGUUUUGUAGUGGUUGACAUAAGUGGAAAGGAAAAGGCUCUUGAAUCAGGUAGCAAGGUGGCAUGCAUUGUUUCCCAAGUUCUGUUUUAUGAACAAGUUCGUUCACUUCAGAAAUCUCCUGAAUGGCCAGAAGUCUUCAAAUCUACAAAUUUGGAUGAUUCUAAUGGGAGUUUGCAAAAGCAGACCGCCCAAGAAGAAGAGAAUGAGCUUGAAUCUAGUGAUGAUGAGGGACUUCCCCCACUUGAAGCCAAUACUAACAGAAUCAAACCCUUUGAGGCACAAUCGGAUGUAGAAUCAGAUUCCAAUUCAGAUACAGAUUCAUAAUCAGGCUCAUUGAUUCAAUUGUAACAAUUGUACCCAUGUCCAAUGUGACAUAAUAUCUAUUUUAAUAUAUGCUUUGAAGUGCCGCUCAUUUAAUUAUGAAA
Quercus robur (English oak) is the source of this 916-nucleotide messenger RNA. RefSeq lists its product as uncharacterized. Bases 288 to 815 code for a protein of 175 amino acids. Gene Ontology annotation, biological process: translational initiation. Gene Ontology annotation, cellular component: nucleus. The transcript has 5 exons. The record is from RefSeq and is a predicted model, not a curated record. Gene Ontology annotation, molecular function: translation initiation factor activity; RNA binding. NCBI's taxonomy places the organism in Eukaryota, Viridiplantae, Streptophyta, Magnoliopsida, Fagales, Fagaceae.